Mangifera indica (mango) is the source of this 1530-nucleotide messenger RNA. Its product is annotated as mitotic spindle checkpoint protein BUBR1. Lineage: Eukaryota; Viridiplantae; Streptophyta; Magnoliopsida; Sapindales; Anacardiaceae. The coding region runs from base 2 to 1282 and encodes 426 amino acids. Gene Ontology annotation, molecular function: protein kinase activity. The transcript has 12 exons. Gene Ontology annotation, biological process: mitotic spindle assembly checkpoint signaling; meiotic sister chromatid cohesion, centromeric. The record is from RefSeq and is a predicted model, not a curated record.
CAUGUUGAUGUUCAAUUAUCCGUAUCAGCCACCUACUUUGAAAAGCUUGGUUAGGAACGGGCCGAGUUCCAAUAAAAUAAUCAAUUUCCGCAGGCCAAGAAGAGGAAUAGCGGUAAUGGAAGAUACCCAGAUUCAGAGUAUAGAUCCAGAGACACAAUUUCUCGCUUCAAAACAAGAAACUGGGAAUGAGUGGGAACUCUUCAAGGAAAACGUUAGGCCUUUGAAGAGAGGCCGCAACAUUCGUCUGCUUAACCACUCCCUUGCCUCACACAACGACAUUCAACUAAAGAAGUCUCUGCUUGAUAAUCGAAGGAGACUGAUUGAAGCCAUCGAUGAGUACCAAGGAGAUGAUCCUCUACACCCAUGGAUCCAGUGUAUAAAAUGGGUUCAAGAGGCUUUUCCAGCUGGGGGAGACAGUUCAGGAUUGGUCGUGCUAUACGAACAGUGUGUUCGCACGUUUUGGCAUUCAGAACGUUACAAGGAUGAUCUCCGCUACCUUAAAGUUUGGCUAGAAUAUGCUGAAAACUGUGUUGACGCGGAAGUAAUUUACAGUUUCCUAGACGCCAAUGAUAUUGGGAAGACGCAUUCCGCAUACUACAUAGCCUAUGCUUUGCAUAUGGAAUCCAAGUCUAAGAUGAAAGCUGCAAAUGACCUAUUCAGCCUCGGAAUAUCAAGGAAUGCUCAACCAACAGAAAAAUUGAAGGAUGCCUACAAAAAAUUUCUUGUACGCUCAAUGAGAAGACCAAAAGCUGCUGACGAGGACUUGGAAGAAAAUCACUUGCCAGCCAGAAGCUUUGGAACCGUCCUGGCUAGGGAAGAUAAUCGAAGGCAGACUAUACAGAGCACUGAUCAGCAGAGGAAAAAGUUGAAGACAAAUGGGAGUAAAGAAGCUUCAUUUCAUAUUUACAAAGAUACAAAAGUUGAUGUCAUGUCAAGUCAUCAACCAGAUAAGUCAAAGAUAGAUCAUUGUUCCUGGCACACUCUUGGAGUUAAAGCUGAGAGAAACAAAGAAAAUAAUGCAGUACCUGUCAAGUGGACUUCGUACAAGAUUCCACAAAGGUCUGUGUCUAGAGUUGGAGGGGCAACUGCAAGUAACCAUAUUGAAGUGUUUAUUGAUGAAGAAUGUGCAGAAACACAUGAGACACAUCACGAGCAGGGUGAACAUAGCAAGUCUUCAACUUUAAAGGCUAAGCAGGGGGAUGGCCAAGAUAUUAAAAGGGAAACAGAGCUGUUGAGGAAGAACCCGUUACGCAAUUUCCCUCCUAACAGCCUUCCUAGAUGAUUUUAUUUCACGGCCAUUCUUCAUGAAGACUGACACUGAGCAUGGGGUUAGCUUUUGUCUCUAAAGCCUGAUCCAUCUUAAUUUUAUGAAACAAUAUGAAUGUGCUGCGCAUGCUUGUUGGAGUUUGUUGCUUUGUUACCUAUGUAGUAAUGAACUUUGUUGCUUUGUUUUCUUGAGUUUGAAUCUUGUACAUUUUGCUUGCCACAAGCACAGUAUUUCUUUGUUGGAGUUAUCUUCUUGAUUCAUUA